CUACAUAAAACAGUAAGCUUCAAUGAACAAUAUCAAUUGAGAACAUACAGUUUACGUUGCUAAGAGUGGUUGCUAAGGGUGUUGUGUAGUGAUACACAGAACCGUUGGGUGAAGCGGUCAUAGCCGUGUUUUAUCGUGAAUAAAACACAGCUAUUGACCAAUCAGAAUCAAGGACAGGAACUAACCGUUUAAUAAAUGGUUAACGUUACAUGGAAACACCUUCGAGAAUGUAUAUAAGCAGUAGGCUUUUUUAGAAAGGAAAAUUUAAAAGAUAAAAAGCAGUGGUAUAGGGAGAAUCAAUGAAUUAUGAAUAAUUUACUGCCAUUGUGAGAAUAACAUGUAAUCAAUCAACAACAGAUUGAACGGAAGCAAACAAAUAACAAGUGAGAUUUAAGUGUACAAAGUCAAGUCGAAAAUGAGUCUAAAGUGGACAUUAGGUGAAACAUAAUUUGUCCUGCUUCAAAAACAGAGAUAAAGCAAACAAAAGGGCAUGAGUUAUUUUAUUCAACCUGCUCGGUCUGAAACAGACCUUUCUCAUAGUCAUAGCUUUGAUAUACUGUGUUGUGCCGCAGCUCAAACUAUUUUUAACAGCACAGUUAGAGUAUUUCAUGAAUUUAUUCAGGUUCUUUAUUGUCAUUGUUAUAAAUAACAACGAGAUAACAUCAGAGAAUCCUGUAAAAGUGCAAUAAAAGUCCAUAAAGUGCAAUCCGUUUGAUGACACAAAUAGCCUGUAUGAAGUGUCAUUUCAAAUUAUACAGUUUAUACUUUGUAUAAAGUAUAGCCAGUUCAUAACUACAUGACCUCAUAAAAACUAUUACACUUCGUACUCUGUCGAUCUAUCUUUCUGUCUGUCUCCCUUUGCAGCUACAGGAUGGCUCUGUAGAGGGCGCUGUUUAUAUACUCAACUUCCGAAGUGAGAGGAAGUUCUUCUGGUGUUCUAUGGUGUCUGUGCAUCCUUAGUGUCCAUCACGAUCAAAACACUGUACCAUCUGCGCUGAGUGCCUGCGCUCUUCAGCAUGAGCCGAAAAAGAAACCACUGCUAUAUGGAAACAGGACCGUCUUCUGAGUCCCAGGGCGCGUUUAUGGACAACACGGGCUCCUUCAGCCGAGACGAGGAGGAUUUCUCCGAGCUCGAGCCCGACGAGCAGCUGGUGUGCUCGGUGACCGAGAUCACGGAGCACCUGGGCAGAAACAUCACGGUGGUGCUGGAGUCCGCGCUGUCCGAGAUACGCAAGCUGGUCGGCGUCCGGAUCAGAGUCCUGAAGAUGGAGCUCCGCGAGAAAACCGACGAGAUCGAGCUGCUUAAGGCCAAGCUGGAGUCGACGGAGAAAGACGGGAGGGUUUCUAACUCCAGCACCCUGGACGUCAGGAAAUCAGAGCAUCAAACGGGCCAGAAAUACAACGUCGACCCGAAGAAAACCAAACCCGGGACGCCCGUGGUCAAGAAGGAGAACAUCAAUGCCAUCUGCGACUAUCUGAUGAAGGAUAAGAACCAGCGGGGUGCUGCUGAAGUGGAGAGCGACCACAGCAGUCAGGCCUUUGGGUCCGAACGGGACAUGCGGACCGAACCGCAGCCGCACGCGUCUCUGAGCCUGUGGACGGACAGCGGUUCCGCGGACACUGACGCAGACACGGACAUCUUCAACAUGCUGCCGUCCGCCAGCAAGCGCAUGUAUGACUAUGAGUGGAUGGCAGGGGUCGAACUGAACUCAGAGUUUAAAGGUGAUGCUGAAACAAAAUGUGAAGAUGUUCCUCCUGUGGAUGAGGAUGAAGAAAAUGAAGACUCUGAAGGAGGAAGAGGAAGUCUGAGGUCGGUGUCUGACCAUUUUCCUCUGGACACUCAGGGCUCCCCGCGAGAAGACAGGAGCAGCCCAGCGGAGGACAGUAUGGACCGAAUCGAGCCAGGUCAGCAGUUCUCCUCUCAAACCUUCAUUUGCCCCUUCUGUGGAACUCUUUGCCCUGACUCCUCUUUCCUGGAGGAACACGUCAAGCUCAUGCAUCACGACGAGAGCGCUCUGCAGUCGCCGCCGGGCAGUUCUUCCUCUCGCGGGGAGGGCGACUCGGGCGAGGCGGGGCGAGCUCUGGGAGGCCCAGAAGGACCUGUUGGCAGGGGUGCACGGGAGAGGAAAGUAGAGGGCGGCUAUGAGUGUGGCGACUGUGGGCGUCAUUUCAACUAUCUGGGCAACUUGCGGCAACACCAGCGCAUCCACACCGGUGAGAAGCCCUUCGUUUGCCCUGAGUGCGGAGAGCGUUUCCGCCACGCCGCACGUCUCAAGAGCCACCGCCUUAGCCACAGCGGAGCCCAGAGCCCCUUCCCCUGUCCGCAGUGCGGUAAGGGCUUCCCAGUGCUGUCCGGACUGAAGCGCCACCAGCGUGUGCACACGGGAGAGAGCCCGUACGCCUGUCCUCAGUGCGGCCGCAGAUUCAAAGAGCUGGGCAAUUUAUACACACACAUGCGCAUUCACAGCGGCGCGACGCCCUACUCUUGCUACCAGUGUGGGCGGAGCUUCAGGCAUCUGGGCACAUACAAGAGUCAUCGCUGUAUGCCGGCUACCCAGUUACCCAGCGGACACAGUCCAGCAUGGCCGCAGGAAGACAAGGUGCAAACUGGGUGAUAGCCAGGUGACAGAUAUGUUCAAAAAGUGGUUCAUUACUUCCUCGACUGCUGGUUCAGGAUCAAUUUUAAAGUCAGAUUGGUCAAAGAAAGAUGUGAGAAAAGUCACUAUGACAGUAAAAAAAAAACAAAAAACAUCAGGUUUCAUCAUGAACAAGAAGCUGACUGAAUUAGCUUGUUUUUCCUCAUUUAAGUUUGUUAACGUCAUAUUUAACAGUAAAUUGCUGCUCGUUAAAUGUUCAUUUUUGAAACAUUUUGCAAUAGUAUCUUCCAACUUCCAUACACGACAUUUCAAAACUUCAUCUUUUUAUUCAGACUUUUUGUAAAAAGUGUUUCAGAAUUCCUUACUCUGUUUAGAACUAGAUAGCAGGUCCGCAAGGUCAGAUUAACUGCCUUUCAAAAACUAAUUUAACAGUAUUUUAAGUUAAUUUAAAUAAUGAUACAUUUAUAAUGAUUCAGCAUGACAUGACCUCUUCCACCCUUUACAAAAAGUACCAUGGUAUCAGAUUGUAAUACAAUGUUACUUGGAUAUAUACACAUUGUAUUGAAUAGUUUUCAUAUUCAUGUAAUAUGUACACUGUUGUUCAAAAGUUUGGGGUCGGUAAGAUUUUUAAAAUGUUUUGAAAAACUUGUGCUCACCAAGACUACAUUUAUUUGAUAAUAAAUACAGUAAAGAUAUAAUAAUGUUGUGAAAUAUUGUUACAAAUUAAAAUAUCUUUUCGGUUUUAUUAUAUUUGAAUGUAAUUUAGUCCUGUGGAGAGACUUUUUAUCAGUAUUCUUUGAUGAAUAGAAAAAUUUAUCUCAGCAUUUAUUUGAAAUAGAAGUAACAAUACUGUGACUUUUGGUCAACUUAAAGGUACAGUAUGUUACCUUUUUUUUUUUCUUUUUUUUUUUUUUGUUCAGAAUUGAUAUAACAUUUGGUCUUAUUCUGAAUCACUACGGUACGCUUAUAAGAAGUGUUUAUAUUCGGACUAUUUUAGACCAGGCGAAACCUCAACCGCUGCGGAGGAGUAGCCCAGUACCUGCGUGACUCGUCAUACAUAAACAGAAGUACCCGCGGCUACAAUGUUCUUCCGCAAGACUCAUGAAGUUUUGCGGAAGAAAUUAAUUCCUUUUUAAAAACAACUUUUGAACACUAGUGUACAAAGAAUACCAUGGUGAUGCAAAUCCAAUCAUUAGUAUCCAAUAAUCAAGUUAUAAUGUAUAAGAAAUGUAAAAGAUAAUCUGCAACGUACUAAUUACUAUUAGGGUUGACCAGCAUACAACUGAUGUAACAUAUUUUUUAAUACAACUGAAAGUUGUUUCAUUAACUCAUGUUAUUAAAAAUCAGGUAGUUAACAGUGUCAUUUUGAAAAGAUAUUAUAGUCUCGAGCACUUUUAAAGAGGUGCCGUUUUGAGUGGUGCCAUCGUGUGGAUGGCUUAUGUUACUGCAUCGGUAUCACCUGGGCAGUCUGUACCUGUAUCGAAUUUCAAUUUGUUCCAAUUAUGUGAUCUCACUAUUAACGCGUUUUUUAUUUAUAUUAGUGAAUUUGUUUAUAUAUGUCUACCUGUAUUUUAACAACUUAUACGUUUGGGAAAAUAUACCUGAAUGGAAAAAUAUGGCUUUAGAAAAAUUCUAAAGCCUGUUAUUCUGAAAUUAACUUGGACACACAUAAUGAUGGAAAUGACUGAAUGAAGUACACCAAGUGUUGGAAAUGCUAGCAAUGCAUCAGAUGGAUCUUUGGAUGCGAGAUUUUUUCCCCCCAUAGUGCUGAUCUCAAGAUAUCCUGAAUGUUACACAUUAAAUAGCACAAAACGGUACAAUUUGUCAUUUGAAUGAUCUGUACAAAGCAACCUGAACUUUAACUAAUAAAUACUCUUAAACUAUGGUUCUAGUUGUUUAUGUAUUUAUAAGCGGUUGUUGACAUCAUGACAUGUUAUCAAAGCACAUUAAAAUAACACUUGUGUAUGAA
Molecule: messenger RNA, 4566 nt
Organism: Ctenopharyngodon idella (grass carp)
Lineage: Eukaryota; Metazoa; Chordata; Actinopteri; Cypriniformes; Xenocyprididae
Gene: znf16l
Product: zinc finger protein 16 like
Exons: 3
Coding region: 1017-2615 (532 amino acids)
Biological process (GO): regulation of transcription by RNA polymerase II
Molecular function (GO): DNA-binding transcription factor activity; RNA polymerase II cis-regulatory region sequence-specific DNA binding
Source: RefSeq, a predicted model, not a curated record